AUGCGCCUACGCUAUCUGUUUAUUAGAGGUUUGCAAAUGGGAGCUCACUUAAGUAGUCCUAGGACCGAAAAGGUCUCCUCAAACGGUGGAGAUUUCAAGCUCGAUCCCACCAUCUUCGGAUCUAGCUCCAUGCAGGGCUGGAGGAUAUCAAUGGAAGACGCACAUCUGACUCUUCCGAAUUUUCUAUUUAAGACAACGGGGAACUUGACCCCAGGGCCGACGAACACCGCCUCUGGAGAAGUCAGUUCCGGAAAGUCGGGAGCAAACAGUUUCGUCGAGCAGCUGUCAGCAGCAGGCGAGAGCGAAGGCGGCGACUGCAGCGCAGGCAAAUUGAAGGGGAGCAUAUACGGGGUGUUCGACGGGCACGGAGGGAACUGCGUGAGUCGGUGGGUCUCAGAGAACUUCUCGUAUAUUUUCACUAACGAGCUGGAAAGUUUGAUAGCCACGGCGCAGGGCCUCGGCUCAGACGUCGCUAAGUACAGUGAUAACCCCACCGAAGCAGCAGAAACAACGCCAACGGACACAGCCACGCCCACCAACACCACGGCGGAAACGCCGGUCAACCCCUCAGGAACGAACACGCCGACCUUUAGCACCACAACGCCCGAGUCACACCUGAUAGGCAGGGCGCUGGAGAACAGCUUCCUGAAGUUGGACGAGUACCUGCAGAAGCCGGAGGUGGAUAAGCAGCUGCACCUCAUAAGCACAAACAAAAAGUCGAGCGGAGAUAACCUGUUCAAGGUGCUGUUGCCAGAAAAGAUAACGAAUCGCCAGCACGCCAUAGACAUAAUUCAGCAGUUGACAAGCAGUUACAACAUAUCGUAUUCAGGCGCGUCUGUGGCGAAGACCACCGAGAAGCUUAACAAGUAUGACAGCAUACCCUACUACGGAGUGGACUCUUCGACUGAGGCUGAGGGGUCAGAUAGGGAGAUGGAAGAGAUAAACACGGAACUGGGACUAGACGCAGUUCCAAACGCACCUUCCGAUGAUGAUGGCCUUCAAGCGUUGAGAGCUAAUACGGAAAACGCACAGCCAAAUAUGGAAGUUGACGCGCUAGAAACGGAAAACACAGCAGAAGACGCACUAAACUCGGAGCUGUACGCAAUGGGAUGCGGCUCGACGAGCGUAGUGGCAGUUGUGUUGGAGGACCCAGUGCCAUGUCUAAUAGUGGCAAACGCAGGAGACUCGAGAUGCGUCCUGAGCAGGAACAAAGUAGCAGUGCCACUCUCAGUGGACCACAAGCCGACAGACGAGCCGGAGCUCAACAGGAUCAAAAACGCAGGAGGUUACGUGAUCAACGGAAGAGUGGACGGAAACCUGAACCUGUCGCGCAGCCUGGGAGACCUUUCAUUCAAACUGGACAACAGCCUCUCAACCAGAGAACAGAAAAUCAUAUCAUUCCCAGACGUUAAGAUACUGCCCCUGACGAAGGAGGACGAGUUCCUCAUACUCGCAUGCGACGGAAUAUGGGACUGCAAGUCAAACCAGCAGGUGGUAGACUACGUUAACUACAAGUACACGCUAUACACAGAGGGAGAGUGGGAGGACGCGAAGGAGGGAAAGAAAGUAAAGGCAAAGACAAAGAGUGGCGAAAAGACAGCCGGAGCCAACAGCAGUUACGGAGAAAGCGUGUUCGACUUAGCAUCAUCGAGUAACUCGUUUGAAAAGGGAGGAGGAGGAGCAGGCUCGAACAUAAGAAUGGAGGGCGACGGAGCGAAGGAAAGAAAAGUCCUCGAAAAAAUAUGCGAAGAACUCUGCGACAUGUGCCUGAGCAACAACCCGAGUGAGUCAGAGGGAAUUGGAUGCGACAAUAUGACCAUCAUAAUAGUUAAGUUUAACCAUCAGUUGUACCAAAAGAUUUAA
Theileria orientalis strain Shintoku is the source of this 1863-nucleotide messenger RNA. Its product is annotated as protein phosphatase 2C homolog 2. Bases 1 to 1863 code for a protein of 620 amino acids. Lineage: Eukaryota; Apicomplexa; Aconoidasida; Piroplasmida; Theileriidae. The record is from RefSeq and is a predicted model, not a curated record. Gene Ontology annotation, biological process: protein dephosphorylation. Gene Ontology annotation, molecular function: protein serine/threonine phosphatase activity; cation binding. The transcript has 3 exons.